AUGUGCUGCAGCACUCCAGUGAGAGAGACGGAGGAUCUGCGACCACAUGUUGGAUUGCUUUCUCUAACUUUCUCUGUUUCUCUCUCUCAGCCAGUUGGUCAGUUACGACGCGCGGGAGUGACGCUUGCUGUGGUUGACCUUCUCUUUCAAUCUCUGUGCUCCCACGCCUCCACACCGACGUGCAAUGAGGCGCCCCCCAACGCCUUUUGGGCCGCUGAUACGUUGUGCGGGUGCCACGCUGCUGGGGCAGCCGCAUCGGGCGGCGGCGGCGGCGGCGGCGGCGGGACACAUGACAAAGAAAAAGGG
This is a messenger RNA of Trypanosoma grayi, 306 nucleotides long. RefSeq lists its product as hypothetical. The annotation marks the transcript as partial. Lineage: Eukaryota; Euglenozoa; Kinetoplastea; Trypanosomatida; Trypanosomatidae. The record is from RefSeq and is a predicted model, not a curated record. The transcript has a single exon.